ACGGGACGGACGCGAAGGCAGCAGCAGAGCAUUCCAAAAUGACGGAUCCGACAACGUCGCCAGAGGACCACUGGAAAACAGACGGCUCUUUCAGCGACAGUGGCUUUGACCAUAGUUUCUUUGCUGAAACUGCCAGAAAGGGAACCGUUGUGUCCAGGGCCAACAGUAUCGGCUCGACAAGUGCCUCUUCAGUACCAAACACAGAUGAUGAAGACAGUGACUACAGGCGUGAGACGUCAUACAAGGACGAGUAUAAGGAUCGCCGGAGACAAGCUCACACACAGGCUGAGCAGAAGCGUAGGGAUGCUAUCAAGAAAGGCUAUGAUGACCUCCAGGCUAUAGUGCCAACCUGCCAGCAGCAGUCUGAAUUCGCAGUGGGAGCACAGAAGAUCAGCAAGGCUACAAUUCUGCAGAAAACAAUUGACUACAUCCAUUUUCUUCACAAAGAAAAGAAGAAGCAAGAGGAGGAAGUUUCUGUACUUAGGAAAGAAGUGAUGGCACUGAAGAUCAUGAAAACGAACUAUGAGCACAUAGUGAAGGCCCACCAGGACAACCCACAGCAGGGAGAUCAGGUGUCUGACCAGGUCAAGUUCAACAUCUUUCAGAGCAUCAUGGACUCCCUGUUCCAGUCAUUCAGCAAUUCUGUGUCAAUGAACAGCUUCCAAGAACUCUCCGCCUGUGUUUUUAGCUGGAUUGAGGAGCACUGCAAGCCACAGACGCUGAGGGAGUUUGUCGUCGGGGUGCUCCGGCAGCUCAGUGGUCAGCUUUAGUGAUCGAGUGAACCUGAAGUCUGAAGACUCUGGGCUUGCUCUGGCCUUUCAUGGUGGAGUAAAAACUUUUAUUAGCCUCGAGCCACACUACAGUAUUUACACUGACUUCAGGUCAUCUGUGACUCCCUGGCUGCAAUUGGAUUACCUCAACUCACACCAUGGGCAGAAAUGAAAAGUUGCAUUGGAUUGAGCAAUUUUAUGUUUUAAGAGAGAUCACAUUCUGAUUAUAAGUGUACACACAGAUAGCUGAGUUUAUUUCAGCCACUGCUGACUGUUCAGUCCAGGGGAAACACAAGUUCUCACAAGCUAAAAAUUACAGUAAGAGUUUGCAAGUGAGUGUGUUUGUUAAAUGCACCAGGCAGGCAAAACAGUAGCGUGUAUCUUGUUAUAGUCAGGGUGUGCAGUGGAGCUGCCACUUUUGAGAUAAAUAAUCAGUGGGAGGUUUCAUCUGCAAGACUCUCCUCAGAGAUCUUUUUUUUUUUGCCUUCAUUUUGACAGUCAGCAGUGGAGAGGCAGACAGGAAACAUGGGGGAGAGUGAAGGGGUGUGACAUGCAGCUGAAGUCCCUGGCAAGAAAUCGAACUUUGGACGUUGCAGCUAUGUGGCAUGUGCUGUAACCAUUUGGCUACCAGAGCGCUCCACAGCUCUCCUCACAGAUUGAGUAGUGGAGGUUUUGAUAUUGCUUCUGCAACGUGUUUUUAAUUAAGCAAAUGAAAAUAGAGAGGCGAGCCCACACCUGCCCCUCUGUGAAGCAUAAAUUUGUAGCUUAGUGCUGAACCAAAGGGCUCCUCUCAGCUUAAGCGCACAAAAUUGUGAGUCAGCCAUACCACUCCGGAACCAAAGCAGUGUGAGAAAAAAAAACUCUACUAUUCUACUGCAGGGUAACCAUCAUUUUUCUUUACUGUGCUAUCAGGAGCAGGCUCUCGGGUGCUUCAGCAUUUUAUCAUUGACGUUUGUUGAUUACAACAACUCUAGUGAGAUAAACUGUGAGGUUUUUAUUAACGCAGCUGUGACGAGUCGACAAAGAUGCUGAAAUCUCAUGGGUGACAGGUGUGCAGUGUAGGCAGCACACAGGGCUAAAAUGUAUGAAUCAUUGUGAAAAUAUUCUGUUUAUAUACAGGCAGUUAUUCAGUUGCGGUAAUACGUGUUGUGAUUAUUUGGGAGAUCAUGUUUAUACAAUGUGUUGAUUUUGAUGAACCUGUCCAAUUGCAGUUUUCUCCUCAAUCGAGUGACUCAAGUUCUCACCACUUAAAAUUGCAGCGGUUUUAUUGCUGAUACGAUAAAUGCUAUUUACUUUGUCAGUGGCUUUUGCGAUCAGUAACUGUUCAUCAGCAUCACGGUGAUGACAAUUUUCAGACUGUUCAGGACUGUACCUUACACCAGUCACAGGUUCCUGGAGAGAUCCUGAACAGGGCCCUGCACAGAUUUAGAGCCAAUCUGCUCUGAAUGAAAACAGGUAAUUUUUAAAAUAGAUGAGACAAAGUUAAAUUUUUGUGAUAGCUUUGACAGUUCUCUUUCCAUAGAGUUGUGUCACCAUUGUUGCUUUAAUCACAGGGAAACAGGAAGAUUUUUGACCGUCUUGUCUUUUUGCUGAAAGUAUUUUAUUUUGAUAGUUCUUUUACAAAAGCCAUUUACACUCAAUGCUGACUUUAUUAGGUAUACUUGUAAAAUCUAAUGCACUUUAGUAAUUUUACAGAUGUACCUAAUAAAGUGUAUAUUACCAUCCAUGUCAACCCAUGUAAAAACUUAUUUGUUUCUUGUUAAAUUUGCCUAAAACACAAUUUGGAAAUAAAGGGAGAAAGAAAACAGCAGCAAAGGACAAAUCAUGCUGGUCACCUCUGCAGCCAGUGAACCAGUAAAACUUAUUCAGUGUUUAAAGAUAAUUAAGAAAUGAAUUUGAUUCUUUUGCUUUCAUUUGUUGUCAUUUAAUUCACUGAGUGAAAAAACAGUACAAAGGGUUAUUAACAAAAGAGAGGGGAAAAGUGCAACAACAAGCAAGAUAGACUUAAACAUGUAAUAAGAACAACAAAGAAUGUAAACCUCUCAAAGCAAUAAAGAAUAAUUUGAUGACAUUUUCAUCGUAGGUUCAGGAUUGGUUUUAAACACUGUUGCCCUCGGUGCUGUCUAAUUAUGUGACAUUGUUAGUGUCUGUAAAGCUGUUUUUGUAUGAAUAUACUUUGAAAUUACAAAAAUUGUUUUUCCAUUCAGCCUUUAUUAAAGAUUUACAAUUUGUUCAAAUCAAAGGCCAUAAAUAAAGUAAUGUGCUGUGGCUCA
Toxotes jaculatrix (banded archerfish) is the source of this 3043-nucleotide messenger RNA. It is a transcript of the gene mlx, whose product is annotated as MAX dimerization protein MLX. Gene Ontology annotation, molecular function: DNA-binding transcription factor activity, RNA polymerase II-specific; protein dimerization activity; RNA polymerase II cis-regulatory region sequence-specific DNA binding. Gene Ontology annotation, cellular component: nucleus. Bases 39 to 770 code for a protein of 243 amino acids. Gene Ontology annotation, biological process: regulation of transcription by RNA polymerase II. Lineage: Eukaryota; Metazoa; Chordata; Actinopteri; Toxotidae. The record is from RefSeq and is a predicted model, not a curated record. The transcript has 8 exons.